This is a messenger RNA of Branchiostoma belcheri (Belcher's lancelet), 3646 nucleotides long. Its product is annotated as ras-related protein Rab-10-like. Bases 161 to 772 code for a protein of 203 amino acids. Gene Ontology annotation, molecular function: GTPase activity; GTP binding. Gene Ontology annotation, cellular component: recycling endosome; insulin-responsive compartment; Golgi apparatus. Lineage: Eukaryota; Metazoa; Chordata; Leptocardii; Amphioxiformes; Branchiostomatidae. The transcript is spliced from 6 exons. The record is from RefSeq and is a predicted model, not a curated record. Gene Ontology annotation, biological process: cellular response to insulin stimulus.
CUGAACGUAAUUAGUCUAAUUUUAUUGCAGUCAUCAUUUCAAACCGGCAAGGCGUACUGAUAGAUUUUAUGACAGGACCGAGGAAUCACUGACACUGUGAUGUACACUGUGGAAUAGGGUAGCGCGGCCAUCUUGGAUGUAGUUCUCCAAAUUUUCAAAAAUGGCGAAGAAGACCUACGACUUGCUCUUCAAACUAUUGCUAAUCGGUGACUCCGGUGUGGGCAAGACGUGUAUCCUCUUCAGAUUCUCAGACGACGCAUUCAACACGACCUUCAUAUCAACAAUAGGUAUUGAUUUCAAAAUCAAGACAGUUGAAUUACAUGGGAAGAAAAUCAAGCUUCAAAUAUGGGAUACAGCCGGCCAGGAGCGGUUCCACACCAUCACAACGUCAUACUACCGCGGCGCCAUGGGCAUCAUGCUGGUCUACGACAUCACCAACCCCAAGUCAUUUGACAACAUUUCCAAAUGGCUCAGAAACAUUGAUGAGCAUGCAAAUGAAGACGUAGAGAGGAUGUUAAUAGGGAACAAGUGUGACAUGGAGGACAAGAGAAUUGUGGGCACCGACAGGGGUGAGAACAUUGCGAAAGAGCACGGGAUUCGGUUCUUUGAGACAAGUGCCAAGGCAAAUAUCAACAUCGAGAAGGCCUUCAUGACUCUGGCAGAGGACAUACUUAGAAAGACACCAAGCAAAGACUCCGGCCCUGAGGCUGGUUCGGUUGCGGUGGGCAGGGACCAGUCGUCAGGGUUCAAACCCAGGUGCUGCAGUACAUGAGGCUGUCGUGUGGUCACCCAGGAAAAAAUCAAUCUUCCCCCUCCCCCUAACAGCCUCCACUAAUGUUAGAUCACAGAUAAUGUCUUCAACCAACAUGGGAAACACUGACUAACAGGUGCACUUGUUGUGUGUGGUGAUGCUGUCUACCCUUCAUCAAUGUGGUUUUUGUCAUGAAGGGUUAGCCUCACAUUGAUGAAAAACAACAAAAAAAUGUUUUUUUCAUCAUCAUCAUGAAGUGGAAUGAUUCAAUCAAGAUUCCUGAAAAGGAAUCAGUCCAUGGACCAUGGCAUUUAGAUGUCCAAACAUUUGGAAUUAAGUUCUCCAAGUGCAAACAUAAGUCUUCCACAAAUUAACUUUUAGUAUUGUUUUCUUCAUUGUAGUUCAACUUUAAAAAGCUACCAUAUAUUUUUGCAAGAUGAAAACAAGACUGGUAUGUGUAUUUGUUAAAGAAAUGGUAUCCAACAAGCAUUUUGGCUAAGAAAAUAGCAAGAUUCAGAAAAGAAAAAGAAAGCAACCUGUGUAUUUACAUCCUUAGAAAUUUUAAGAAAGCUAGGAUCAGCUUUUCAUGUGUAUCCGUCAACACACACACAAGAGUCGCCUUCAAUGAAUGUGCAAAUGUUGGUUGAAUGUAGACAAGUGAACAAUACUGUACACUAGUUUGCGGUUAGGACAAAAGUUAGCGCUUUGGAAAUGACGCCAUGUAGAAGUUGUUAUUGACUAGUAUAUUAUAAAAGUUUUUAGAAGAAAUAUUUACUUCUUCUCAGACAUAUUUUUUUUGUCUACAAGCUCACCAGGGUCAAUGUAUUGCCUACAUAAAUAAUCACCUGUGAACCCCUCAAUGGUACCACAGUAGUUUGAAUGUGAUAUAUCAGUUGGGUUAUGGUAAUGUUUUGUCCUUGUUAACUGACAUGUUUCAAAACAAUUUUGACUCGAGUAGAAGUUCUUUUAUGUAGUUGAAUCUGAAAUGACAGGACAAUUACUUGUUUUUGCUACAGGUAUAAGCUGGUUCAUGGUUUCAGCAGCGCAUGCAUGCCAUAAUGCAUGGUGGGUAAUAUGUAAAAAACCCUUAGAUUUUUUUCAACCAGAACACGUCAGAUCUGGUAUCAAGCAUGGUCUAGACAAGAACUGUUACAAGGGAGGGUCCUUCAACGUUAAGAUAUUGCCCACAAUGCAUCAUGUAGUACCUGCGCAGCUGGAACCAUGAACCCACAUAUUGUAGCAAAUUCUACAAAUGAUAUUUUGUCCUGUCACUGGAUAUAUAUUAAAAUAAGUUGUACUUUUUUGUGUCAUCAUACUCAUUGAAAAGAUGGUGUAAUGUAUCUUUAUAAGGGGUUGUUAGAUGGAGACAUGAGAAUAGCAAUGAUACCCUUACAAAGCAGUUCAACAUAUUUCAUGACAUCCUUCAGUAUGUACAUCACAGAUACUGAUAAUUUGUCAUCAGCAGCUAUGCAUUUUCUAUCUUGAGUAGACCAUCAGCUAGAUUUAGUCACCAGGUUUUCAAUGUUAGAUGUAUAUGGGUAAGAGAACGCAGUGUGGUGACAAUGUGAAUGUGUCUUGCAUUGGUAUUUGUGUGUCCGACAAUGGACAGUGAGGCUAUGGGUAGCAAUGACUGGCUGUGAAACUUGCACUCCAACUGGAGAUUGAUGCCUUUGUACUGACAGUAAUAAGGCUAUGCAUGGUUUGAACUACACAUGUGCAAGGCAAAGUUGAAGGCAUCUACCCUUUUAACUGUCUAGAACAUGCUUUAUUCCAUGUCCAGACUUGUUUAUGUUUCAGGGACCUUUAACUUUGACAUAUUAUCCACAGUGCAUCACACUGCACAUGUGCAGGUCAAACUAUGAACCGGCUUAUACUGUUUGGGUAGGGUAAUACUGCAUUGUAAAUUAACUGCAGCUUUCUGGACAAGGAACCAUUGUUUACUAGAAUUGUGAAAUUUAAAAGUGCAUGAAAAGGCCUUGAAUCACCUACUGUAACCCGAGAUCUGAGGAGAGCUUACUCGAGAUAUAACAUGUAAACUUUCCAUGUUAGUCCGAAGACAAGGAAUGUUCACAAAGUUUUAACCCUUUCCCAGCUGUUUUUUUUUGCUGUCGCUAAUGUAAAUUUUGUCAAUGUACUAGCCCUUAGCUGGGAGCAGGUUAACAAUAUAUUGAAAGGAUUGUGCACAGCUUUGUUCACUAAUGCUAGGGUAGACACCAUGAUACGACUAUAAAACAUACCACAUUGGGUUAUGGGGGUUGUGUCUAGUUAAAUGUGUAAAUUGUGCUACUCAAAUGUGUAAAACAGGUACACAUGUAAAAAAACAAUAUCUUGGUUCACCAUACAUGCAAUAUUGUCUGGAAAAAUGUAGGUUGCCCUGUUUGAAAUGUAUAUGUAGCAUUUCUUUUUUUAAUGUAAUAUGUAUUGGGCUUGUGAGGGACUGCAAGAACUUUGAAAUGUUAACAGAAAAGGGGGAAUAUUGCUUAACAUAGGAUGGCAUUUGGAACUGUUUAUGUACUAUUUUGUGAUGAAGAAAAAGUUAUGAAGAAAAGGGAGACACAAAUAGAUGUUUGUUACUAACCCCAAAAUGGCAUAACAUCAGUUAUAUAUACAAAUGCUUGUCCCUUGCAACGGUUUCUUAUGUAAAAAAAAAUAAGGUGUCAUUAUAGAGUUGAUCACAUUUUGUAUAAUCAUGUUUAUGAAGACAAUUGCUUUCCAAAUUUAUUCUACCCGUAGUUGCAAAAUCCAUAGUGUGGUGUAGCUAGGCAGAGUCAACCUUUAUUUUGCAUUGGGUGGAGAGAUCUGUUCUAUGGUUCGGUAUGUAUCAGGUCUGUAUUUGUAGGAUGACAACAUAUUCUCCAGCAGCCAUUACAAGACAGGAAAUAAAAGCUUUAUACU